AUGGGUCCCACGAACAUUGAAACCAUCAACCUCUGUUCAUAUCUUGAGAGCAAUGAUCCUCUGGAGCGAAAAGCACUAGCCGAGCAGCUCGUGAGCGCCGUUCAUAAACAAGGAACAUGCGGCUUAAUCGGUCAUGGAAUCGAUGUAGCCACCCUGAGGAAGAGUCUUGCUUUGUCGAAAAGCUUUUUUGAUCUUCCUCUCGGGGAGAAGAAAAAGGUUGACCAUCCAAAUGGCAUUGUACCACAUCGUGGGUACUCUAACAUGGGACGAGAGAGCACCUUGACAUAUACCGAUGAAGAAUUGAAAAAAUUCUCAGGUGAGCUGGACGCGGAUUCCGAGAGGCCGCUGGACUGGAAGGAGCAUUAUGAUAUUGGCAGUGAUUUGAAUACUGUCCACGGCAAUCGCUGGAUUUCCGACGAGAUUCUCCCAGGGUUUAAGGCCUCGAUGAAUGAGCUGCUUUCGCGUCUUGAAAAGCUCAAGAUGGAAGUACUGAAUGCUCUUCUUCUAGGUCUCGAGGUUGAGCCUGUCGCGGCCGACUACUUCAGAGGCCUUCAUACAGGACAUGAUAGUGGAUUCCGCCUUCUUCAUUAUCCGCCUGUUCUCAAGUCGACCAUUGACCGUAUCGCCCUCACUUGGUGUCCCGUGCACACGGACUUCACGACCUUUACCUUCCUGAUUCAAGAUGAAAAUCAAGGCCUCGAAAUUGAAGACCGAACUUAUCCAGGCACUUUCCUUCAGGCCAGUACGGAGAUCGAAGAUCGCAUCUGGUUUACCAUGGGAGAUUUUGGAGAGUUGUGGACAAACGGGUAUCUGCCGGCCUCGAAGCACCGAGUGAUUAUUCCGCCACCAUUUGAUUGGUCCGAGAUGACACUCUCGAGAUACUCAAUCCCGCAUUUCGUGAACCCUCGGCAUGAUGCAUUUCUCGUGCCACAGUCUACUGGUAAACCUGGCACUCUUCCGCAGGGUCAGUUUAAGGCCAGAUUCGUAAAGGAGCAUAUUGAAUUCAGGAUGAAAUACCAGUUCAAACAGGAUAAUGAAUAA
Messenger RNA from Penicillium verrucosum, 1041 nucleotides. RefSeq lists its product as uncharacterized. Gene Ontology annotation, molecular function: dioxygenase activity. The record is from RefSeq and is a predicted model, not a curated record. The transcript has 2 exons. The coding region runs from base 1 to 1041 and encodes 346 amino acids. Lineage: Eukaryota; Fungi; Ascomycota; Eurotiomycetes; Eurotiales; Aspergillaceae.